This is a messenger RNA of Hirsutella rhossiliensis, 861 nucleotides long. RefSeq lists its product as uncharacterized. Gene Ontology annotation, molecular function: rRNA (uridine-N3-)-methyltransferase activity. Gene Ontology annotation, biological process: rRNA base methylation. The record is from RefSeq and is a predicted model, not a curated record. Gene Ontology annotation, cellular component: cytoplasm. Bases 1 to 861 code for a protein of 286 amino acids. Lineage: Eukaryota; Fungi; Ascomycota; Sordariomycetes; Hypocreales; Ophiocordycipitaceae. The transcript is spliced from 2 exons.
AUGGCCAAGCGACGCAGGAUCCAGGGCAAGGCUGUCAGGCCCAAGAGGCCGCCGAGUGCGGCGAGCAAGGCGCCGCCCAAGAACAAACCACCUCGCAAGCAGCGCAAGCAGCAGCAGCCGCAGCAGCAACCCACUAUACCCUUUGAGCCCGCGGACCGCAUCCUCCUCAUUGGCGAGGGCGACUUGAGCUUUGCCGCCUCGGCCAUCAAGCAUCACGGCUGUGUCAACGUGACGGCCACCGUCUUGGAAAAGGAUCACGCCGAGCUCGUGCAAAAGUACCCCGGCGUCGACGCCAACAUUGCCGUCGUCCUCGGCGACGACGGUAAGGGGGAUGAGGACGGCACAAACAACAAGCUCCUCUACAACGUUGACGCCGCCAAGUUGCCCCCCUCGCUCUCCCGCCCCCCGCUGCACGACCACAUCAUCUUCAACUUCCCCCACGUCGGCGGCAAGUCCACCGACGUCAACCGCCAGGUCCGCCACAACCAGUCGCUCCUCGUCGCCUUCUUCGCCAGCGCGCUGCCCGCCCUCGCCCCGCGCGGCUCCAUCGUCGUCACCCUCUUCGACGGCGAACCCUACACCCUGUGGAACGUCCGCGACCUCGCCCGCCACGCCGGCCUCGCCGUCGAGCGCAGCUUCGCCUUCCACGCCGCCGCGUACCCGGGCUACCGCCACGCUCGCACCGGCGGCGUCGUCACGAAUCGCAGGGGCGAGGCCGGCGGCGGCUGGAGGGGCGAGCAUAGACCCGCCCGGAGCUACGUCUUUCGGCGCAAGGGCGAGGUCGAGGCGCAGCCCGCGGCCAAGAAGAGGAGGAGGAGGGGCCAGGACGAUGAUUCCUCCGACGAGGAUGAGGAUGACUGA